AUGAGGGCAUUCUCGCUGCUGACGCUGUGCGCACCCCUUGCCGAGGGUAUCGCCUUCAACUCGGAGGCCUGGAGCGCUGGUCAGAAGGCCGACAACAAGAGAGUCGACAACGCAGACGGGCGUAUUUCGACCCUGUCGCUGGACGCCCAGGAGUUCUUCCGCAACCUCGAGAACGCGUCGUCCAGCAGGCCCGUGCUCAUGCCGCCGGGCGACUUCCGGAAGGCGCUGCAGGAGUCGAGUCGCCGCCACGGCAGCUCCAAGCGCCUUGCGUUCGUGGAUUCCGUCGAAGGCGUCAAGGAUGGCGGGGAGUUCCAGCCCUCGGAGGAGUUCCAGAGGGCUGGCGGGUCCCAGGAAGAGGCGGCCGAGCUGCCCUGGGGCGUCGGCACACCCCGCACUGGCGACUCGUGGCCCGUCCACGAGUACUCGGCCAUGCACAUGCUCGACGUCCCCCACUGGGUCGAGUACAGCCUGGAAACCGGGGAUAACAUCCAGACUUUCAGCAACGCCUGGCAGGACGUGAAGCUUAUAACGCAGGUCCUCGAAAAUGUCACCAAUGGCUUCUACCUGGACACCCACGGCGGGGAUGGCGAGACGAACAGCUACACGCUCCUGCUCGAGCUCACCGGCUGGCGCGGCCUCAUACUCGAGCCUCAAAUUUACGAAUUCGCAACGCUGUGGGGCAAGCUGCGGAAAGCGUGGAUAUUCCUCGGGUGCGUUUCGCCGACCGGGAACGCCACAAAGAUCGGCUUCGACACCGAGGGCGUAAUCGACAUGGAGAGUGGUCAUUUCAUCCACGCCUACAGCAUCCCCACCUUCAUGGAAGAGCUGGGCGGUCGUAAGACAAUUGACUUCUGGGCCGUGCACAAUGGGCAUUAUGAGGCAGAGGUCCUGAAUGAGACCUUCUUCUAUUCAGGGAAGAACAUCGAGUUCGGCGUCGUCUUGGUCCGCUUCGACGGUCGUCGCACUGGUCGUGGGUAUCAGUACUUUGUUCAGCACAGGUCUAAAGACGCUACUGAAGAGCUCAUCUUUGAGAUCAUGCAUAACGCCUCCUUCAAUUACAUUGGCGGCCUGGACGCGUAUUGGAUCAAUUAUGUCGAGCCGCGCUUUCAUUAUAUGGACCAUGUGUGGGUGAACCCUGCGUAUUUCGAGAGGCGCGGUCUUCCCGUUCCCACUUGGACCAAGUCGGCGCCCCCGCCAAAACUAGAGUACCCCCGCCAAGGCCACCUUAACGUCCCAGGACUGGACCAGCUGGAGCAGUGGGAAGGCUCAGGUUCAAGCCCUGGACCGCACGUGUAUGGAGAGGCUACCGCUCUCAAGGCGGGGGCCAUCCCGUUCAGGUAUGGAUCCCCGGGCACUCCGUACGGGCAUGGGGAGUGGUACGGAGGAGGAGGCGGGGGGCAAUGGGAUCCUCGCUGGAACUGGGAUGCGGGCUACACCUACGAUCAGGAGGUCAGCAAGGUGAGGGCGUACAUGGCGAAGGCGAAGCAGGACGCCGCGGCCACGGAGUCGGUGGCCAAGGCGCACCGCGUGGCGCCCACGCGGCUGUCGUCGGUGCGGGCCGGCUCCUCCGAGACCUUCGGCAGCGCGCGCGGGGACGGCUUCGCCAAGAGGCUCAGCUUCACGGACUCCGCGUGCGCGUGGUUGUGUAGGGCGGUGGGCGAGCCGUGGUUUGAGGGUCUGAUCGCCGUUCUCAUAUUGGCCAACUCUGUCACCAUCGGCUUCGAGGUGGAGAAUCUGACUGGGCGGGCCCAGUUCUACCUGCCAGUGAAGGGUGCGCUCGACAACUUCUUCGCGACCGUGUUCCUCGCGGAGUUGUGCCUGAGGGUCGCCGUGGUUGGCUGGAGGAGCUACGUUCCAGGCUGCGGUGCGCCCAAGCGCAUCUGGGUCUGGAAUCUUCUGGAGGCGAUCGUGGUGCUGGUGUCGUGCGCGUCGGCCUGGUUGCCCGGUUUGAAUGCCGCUGGGGAGGCGACGCUGCAGGUGGUCACCGUCCUGCGCGCAAUGCGCCUCAUGCGGGUGGCGCGGAUCGUGUCGCGGGUGCGGUUCUUCCGCGAGGUGUGGGUUCUCCUCCGGGGCCUGGUGGGCAGCGUGCGGGUGCUGUUCUGGACUCUGGUCGUCAUCUUCAUCGUCACCUACAUCUUCGCUGUGUUCGGCGUCGCCCUGCUCAGCGUCGAAAUAGAGGCAGCAUAUGCCGACAUGCUUUCUGAGAGGGAGAGGGCCAUGCGCAAUCUCACUGAGCACACGGACUGCAGGAAGGCGGCCGAGGGCGCACUCGCAUGGGCGGGAAGCAAGCCAGAAUUCGUCCGACUGGAGACCUUGUACCGCAGCACCCGUGGGAUCUGGCAAUGGAUCUUCACCCUGCUCCAGGUUCUCACCGUGGACUCCUGGAACUCGAUCGCGCGGCCCAUUCAGGACAUAGUUGACUUCAGCUUUGUGUUUUUCUACCUCUACAUUGCGAUCGUUGUCUUUGUCCUGAUGAACCUAGUUACGGCCAGCUGA
This is a messenger RNA of Prorocentrum cordatum, 2496 nucleotides long. Lineage: Eukaryota; Dinophyceae; Prorocentrales; Prorocentraceae. The record is from the annotation of a GenBank genome assembly.